GUGUCCCAUCACCGUCAAACCCCCUCCACUAGAAACUCGAUUUCCUGACUCCCACAAUCUCACUCUUGUCGUUAUCAACACCAAAUCUAGGGUUUCUUCCUUCCUAACAUCAUCUUCUCAAUACUCCAAUCACUCCGGUAACAAUGGCGUUACAAUGGGCCGUCUUGGGUUACACUGCGGCGGCCGAAGCGGCCAUGGUCCUCUUACUAACCCUUCCGGGCCUGGGCCCGCUUCGAAAGGGUUUAGUUUCUGUCAUCCUUAACAUCCUCAAACCUUUGCUGUCCAUCGUCCCGUUUUGCCUCUUUCUGUCCUUGGAUAUCUACUGGAAGUAUGAGAAUCGGCCGACUUGCAAGUCGGCCGAUUCGUGUACCCCAACGGAGUACCUGCGUCACCAGAAAUCCAUAAUGAAGAGCCAGCGUAACAUGUUGUUGAUAGUUAUGGCGUUGGUGUUUUAUUGUUUGUUGUGUUUGGUGACUCACUUGGUUGUUAAGAUGGAACAGUUGAAUAGUAGGGUGGAGAAGUUGAAGAACCGAGAUUAAAUGUGUUGUUAUGAAUGGAUUAGUCAAGUUAAGAACAUGUUUUGUCUUGUUUACUUUGUUUGAGACACUUGUGUGCUUCCAGUGUUUGUGCUUUA
Molecule: messenger RNA, 634 nt
Organism: Helianthus annuus (common sunflower)
Lineage: Eukaryota; Viridiplantae; Streptophyta; Magnoliopsida; Asterales; Asteraceae
Exons: 1
Coding region: 144-539 (131 amino acids)
Biological process (GO): endoplasmic reticulum to Golgi vesicle-mediated transport; intracellular protein transport
Cellular component (GO): endoplasmic reticulum; endoplasmic reticulum membrane
Source: RefSeq, a predicted model, not a curated record